AUGCAUUCAGUUAUAGAAUUUCUGUCUCUAUACUUUGAUACACUGAUUUCAACUAUCAGAUCAUGGAUAGAAUAUGUGAGCCCUCGGACUCCGUACUUGAGCCUCAUCAAAAACCUCAAUACCCAACACGCGAGUGUUCAUAAACUACAAUAUAUGAUCCACGAAGAUGGAGCAGGAUCAUGGCCGCCACAGGCAUCGUAUCGAGAUUCUUGGCCACCGGAACUUCAACCGUACCAUGAUACCUUCGUUAAGCUAGCUCCUUUAGUCCCGGUUUUGGAUCCUUCAAUGGAGCCAGAUAUCAAUGCGGCAAGAAGAGAUGAGUAUCGCCAAAGAGUACAAAAGCUCCUGGAACAAAGCAUAGAUGUUGCGGAAGUGACAUCUUUACUUUCGGCGGCCGUGGGCAAGGAAUCCUCUGUCAUGACGAACGAAGCAUUCAAUGGCUUCUAUGCAUGCAUAAGUGCCUUGAGACAUGCUUACAGAUGGGGCACUGUGCCAGUUGUUAAAAUAGUGCAGGAGGAAAAGAUCGUCAAAUUCCCUACCGAGAUUGAUGUUCCUUGGGAUUUUAUCUGUCAGAGAUAUGGAAUAGAAUCAGGAGGAGGCAACACGAUGUCUAAUUUUCACUGCAACUUUGACAAGAAGAAUGGAAGAGUUAUCUAUGCGAUUAAUGGUAGCUUGCCUGAGCCUAUACCCUCUGCCGAGUACAAUUUGAUAUACGCAUUCACCGAGCCAGAGAGAAAGGCACUUCCCACGUACUAUCACAUAGUUCAGUCGAUAAUUUGUUACGAAGAAAAUCGCAUUAAUGAAUGCAUCCAGCAUAUGGAUAAGAUCAUACCCCAUCUUAAAUCCGCCUUCAAGAUUUACUAUGAGUAUAUCGUUGAUUCAAAGAUCCCCUACAGCGUCUUCACAGCCUACAUACAAGGGUUUCACGGCUGGGCAGCAGGAGAGAUAAUCAACGGGGAGUAUGUUGAGUAUGACGGUACUUCCGGUGCUAAUUUGGUCAUGUUCGUCAUGCUUGACUACUACCUUGAACUUAAGCCAUUUCUGAAAGAAGACGACUUUCCUAAAUACUUUUCAUCUGCUCAGAGGUCAUUCCUUGCCUCUAUCAAAGCGAACUCUUUCAGAACAACGUCGACAAAAGCUGGACAUCUCGAUGUUAUGAAGCAAUUCGAGACCUUAGCAAAGCAAUUGCGGGUAUGUUUUUCGAUUCACAUUGAGAUAUCUUUUCUGACUUUCCUCACUUGCAGACUUUCCGCAGUGCACAUAGAAAGCGUACUAGGAAAUAUAUCAGUGUCGAGCGACCUGAAAGAGUAA
Penicillium angulare is the source of this 1311-nucleotide messenger RNA. RefSeq lists its product as uncharacterized. Gene Ontology annotation, molecular function: indoleamine 2,3-dioxygenase activity; metal ion binding; heme binding. Gene Ontology annotation, cellular component: cytoplasm. Gene Ontology annotation, biological process: 'de novo' NAD+ biosynthetic process from L-tryptophan. The record is from RefSeq and is a predicted model, not a curated record. The coding region runs from base 1 to 1311 and encodes 436 amino acids. The transcript has 3 exons. NCBI's taxonomy places the organism in Eukaryota, Fungi, Ascomycota, Eurotiomycetes, Eurotiales, Aspergillaceae.